AUGGAUAACAGGGAGAGGUAUCGGAAAUAUAAAGAUAGGCUGUCUGAUCAACUAGGCAGUCGUCAAACCUCCUUUGCAUUAACUUCGAAGCUAAAAAGCAUAUUUACGCCUUGGCAUAAACCUAACACUACUGACAAGGUUGUCUCUUCAGAUAAUAAAAGCACUUCAAAUACGACCAAAGGUUCACAACUAGAACCGAAAUUUUUAGGCUCGCUGACAUUCAAAUUACCAGGCUCAUUUCAUAUUUACCAGGAUACCUCUUACGCGCCUGCCGGUUCAUUGAAACAACCACCACCUGUUGCAUUACAAUCGUCAUCAUCAUCAUCAUCAUCAAUCAUUGACAAAGAUGAAACUGUUGAGAAUCCCAAUGACAUUUUAUCAGCAUUUUUCAAAGAGAAAGGUAACAAGAAACUUACUGACGUCGAAUAUGAAGGGGUAAUGGCAUUAAUGUCGAAAUCUAGAACGGGGACCCCUUACAAGCGCCAAAGUACCGAAUUGAGCUUUAAUAACGAAGAGCCUUUGCUCAAGAGAAGAAACUUAGGUAAUGAUUCCACAAUUGUGGGAAAUGAGACAUCAAUCAUCGGAUCAACCCCAUCAAGGCAAAAAUAUCUCAUGAUGAACGGAAAUACCACUUUACAAACUCCGGGGUAUACACCGAAAUAUCACAGUGUUUCCAACGAUACCUUUGAAAGGUCAUAUCUGAUAAUAAACAAUACAACAGGAAGCAAUUUUGCACCGUCCUCGAGAAGGGUGAGAAUGAGAUCAAGAAGACCAGCCCCAUACAAAAGUAGGAUUAAAAGUUCUCUUCUAUCGAAAACAAUGGGUAACGAAGAAACAAGCCUCGUAAAUGAGGAUACUCUGAACAUCAAAUUGAACACCAACACUAUAGAAGAGAAAAGUCGCAUUCUGAAGUCCCCCAGCAAAGCAGCUCAAACAUUAAUGAACAUUUUGGAUGCGAAGAAUGAAACUGGGGAGACAUCCAAGGAGCUUCAACAACAACAAAACAAUAAAUUGAAAAUGUUUAUCAAUCCGUAUGGGUCUAGGUCCGAGAGGAAAAACAAUAAAAACUCGAAAAACGCUUCCGUAUUAUCAGGUGUGACAGCCCUGACAAUUGGCAAAACUAUAUCUUACAGCAAAUCAGAUCUUUUACCUAAAGAAGUUGAAUUGAAAGGGAACAUAAAAGAAAACGAGAACUCUGGUGAUGCUAUGAAACAAAAUCAUGCACAUAAACUUGACCAACAGCUGACGAAAACAGCCUUUUCUGAAAUGGCUAAAUCAAAGAACUCCCCGGAAAUUUCAAAUGCUCCAAUCGUGCAUUCAAAAUUCACCACAAACACUUCCGCUGACCAAGCCGAAUCAAAAUCAAAGCUGGCUCUUUUUUCAAAUGGCAUUCAUCAAUCUUUACGUCACAAAGUGAAUGCGGACAAUGGAGGCAUCAGCAUACCGAGGGAAAACUUUGAAGCAAAGAAUGAGGUGGAUAUACCAAGUAAUGAUGGCUCCUCAAAUAUCUUCAAGCCAAAACCGCUACUUACAACUCUAGAACCAUCAAAGACCAUUGGAGGAUCGAAUGAAGAUACGAUUUUCCCGGCUGAUUUGAAUAGUUUGAAAGCUAAUCCAAUCAUUGCCACCAACGAGCUACAAGCACCGGGAAGAAAACAACAGAAGGCAUUUGCCAACGUUGGUACAGCAACUGCAAAUUUUGAAAGCCGUCAAUUAGACAACAUGGAAAGCAUGAACAACGCAAAUCAAUUAAACGGUGCCAAUUACGAGGCUUCCACAUCCGAGUUUACUUUUCCUUCGCCACAGCUUGUUGUGUACGAGUUUGACGAUGCAGAGGUCAAAAAAUACAGGUCCUUGUUUAGCUUUUAA
This is a messenger RNA of Lodderomyces orthopsilosis Co 90-125, 1869 nucleotides long. RefSeq names its product FG-nucleoporin (gene NUP60). Gene Ontology annotation, molecular function: structural constituent of nuclear pore. Gene Ontology annotation, cellular component: nuclear pore; nuclear pore nuclear basket. NCBI's taxonomy places the organism in Eukaryota, Fungi, Ascomycota, Pichiomycetes, Serinales, Debaryomycetaceae. The record is from RefSeq and is a predicted model, not a curated record. The transcript has a single exon. Gene Ontology annotation, biological process: mRNA export from nucleus in response to heat stress; NLS-bearing protein import into nucleus; intracellular mRNA localization. The coding region runs from base 1 to 1869 and encodes 622 amino acids.